AUGGUCAUGCAAUCGUUGGACGACGCUUUCGACGCCUUCGACGAUGGCUAUGGGGUCUUUGAUGAAGAUGGCGGGGAGGCAGAGGAUCCACAGGAAGGCUUCAGCAGCCUCGUUGAUGGUGCCAAUGAGAUUCUCAUGGAGGACCAGGCGCGGAACGAGCGCCAGGCGCGCCGGAACGUGCGGAUCCGCGGGCUGCUGAAGACCUUCCGCGACUCCUCAGAGGCGGCUCCGAAGCCUUUCAAGAUGGAGGGCUUUGCCAAGGUCGCCGGGCCCCAGGCGCCGCAGUCGGAGCAUCCACCUUGGUGGGUCGAAAGGGAGCACCCCACCGAGGCCUCGCUGCGGCUCCAUGAGGAGCUCAUCGACUUCACCGAGUUCCUGCGUCCCACCGUCAUCGAGGCGGCCAUGCGCGAUGCCUGGGUCCACUCCAUCGAAGAGGCAGCCAAAUCCCUUUGGCCAGAGGUCCGGGUGCACAUUUUUGGCUCCACCUCGACGAGUCUGAACCUCCCCAGUGCCGACAUCGACGUGGCCAUCGUGAACGUGACGAACCUCCGGGUCACCACCGCGAUGAAGCAACUGGCUGAACGCAUGCUGGAGCGACAGGAGGUGAGCAAAGUGGAGAUCAUCCAGUCUGCUAAGGUACCGGUGAUGAAGGUGCAGCAGAGAACCACCGGGCUCAUGGCUGACAUUGUGAUCAACAAGACCGACGGCUUGGAUACGGCCAAGUUCGUUCGGGAACAAAUGGCGAUCUUCCCUGCCAUGCCUCCGCUGGUGCUUUUCCUGAAACUGUUCUUGGCCCAGAGGAAUCUCCACGAAACUUACAUGGGUGGCUUGGGCUCCUAUUUGCUUGUGUGCGUGGUGCUCUCCUUUCUGCAAUUGCAUCCUUCAGCUCAGCAGCAACGACUACACUCAGCUUCGACCUUGGGGAAGUUGUUGUUGGACUUCUUCCGCUACUAUGGCCAGGAGUUCCGCUACGCCACGCAGGGCAUCAGCGUCCUGAACGGCGGCGCCCUCUUCGACCGGCAGCAGCGGGGCUUCACAGCGCGAACACGCACGGGGCAGGCGACGCUCUGCUUGGAGUCUCCCUCGGAGCCCAGCCUGGACAUCGGGUCGCGGGUCUUUAAGAUCGGCAUCAUCCGCGCGGCCUUCAACCACGGCUAUCACGUGCUCUCCACGUUGUUCCUCUCCAAGGAGCCCAUUCCGGGCUCCUUGCUGUGUCCCUAUUUGCUGCGGCGCGACCACCCACUGAUCGCACAGCGCUUCCGCCUAUUCAACGAGCAGCCGGCUCCCUUCUUGGAGUUGGUGGGUCGCCCCGAGAGCGACGAGGAGCGGGAGAAGGGCCCUGCGGAGCCGAUCAUGAAGAAGAAGAAGUUGGACACGGCGCCGCUGAACAUCAAUGUGGCCAUGGAGGAGCCUGUGCCGGACCCCAUGGCCGAGAGUCUGACACAAGCCUUAGACUUCCUGGCGGCCGCCGAUCCGCGCUUGGCGCAAGACGACCCUUAUGGCCAGGCCGAAGCCGACUUUGAGGAGAGCCUCCUGGACCUGGACCCGGCAGUCUUGGCCGAAGAGCAGCGGAAGCUUCAAGAGCAGAUCGCACGUCUGGAGGCCCUGGGCGUCGAUGAGGACCUUUGA
Messenger RNA from Durusdinium trenchii, 1629 nucleotides. The record is from the annotation of a GenBank genome assembly. Lineage: Eukaryota; Dinophyceae; Suessiales; Symbiodiniaceae.